CACUUGUUCACUCGCUAUCUAGCUGACAAAAUUCGAUCAAACAAUAAUGUCUUCCAAGAUCAUUUCCGCCAUUGUUGCUCUUGCCUGUGUUGGAACGAUCGUUGCCGCACCUCAGUACCAUCAUCAGGAAGAAGAACAUCAUGGUCCAGUUCAAUAUGAUUUCCACUACGAUAUUCAUGAUGAUCAUACCGGUGAUGUUCACGGACGCAAGGAGACUCGUCACGAUCAUCAAACUCAGGGAGAAUACUAUCUGAUCGAUGCCGAUGGUCACAAGCGUACCGUAACUUACCACGUUGAUGGCAAAAGUGGAUUUAUUGCUCAGGUUCACCGUGAGCCAAUCAAGGGACACCAGGCUCCACAGCAGGUGCACAAGAUUCUGGCCGCCCCAGUGCAUAAGAUUCUGGCAGUUCCAGCGCAUCACGGACAUCACUAUUAG
Toxorhynchites rutilus septentrionalis is the source of this 436-nucleotide messenger RNA. Its product is annotated as larval cuticle protein A2B-like. The coding region runs from base 47 to 436 and encodes 129 amino acids. The record is from RefSeq and is a predicted model, not a curated record. Gene Ontology annotation, cellular component: extracellular matrix. NCBI's taxonomy places the organism in Eukaryota, Metazoa, Arthropoda, Insecta, Diptera, Culicidae. The transcript has 2 exons.